GUCAUGGGUAGCUUUUAAAUAUUUUGCAACGUUCGGAGAGUUUUAUUACGACAACAAGCAGUUUCUGGAUAGUAAUUAAUCGUUAUUUUGACAUUGUUUUGAAUAGUCCGUCACCAUGCACUGCGGACUCAUGAUCGGGCUAUCACUGCUAGCUGGCGCCACAGAUGCACUGAAUCAUGUCGUUUUGGCGUCAAACAGUGCACAAUCUAACAGCGUAUUUCCGGUUUCCAUUUUGGUUGUCAACACGACGUCCGAUGUGCAAGUUAACAUGACGCUUACUGGUUAUCAUUUUUGGUCAUAUGUGAAUGCCAGUCCCAGUGAUCUGUAUGGUCGCCCGGGUUUUAAUGAUGGAAGCAGCUUUACAACAACAGCCAUAAUCCAAGCCAACAUCCUUACCCGGGUUGACAUAAAAAGGUUCCAAGAUUUGACGUCAAAAUUGUUACCAACAAAACCAACAUCAUCCCCUCGGUCGAGGAUGAAAUGCUGUUUCAGCUCACAGCAAACUUCCAAUCUGGAGAAGGUGUCCAAGGGGUCUUUGACAUUGCUGUUACCUUUAUCCGAUGGAUUGGUGCUAGUCCGGGUGGUUGGGGAACAAUCGAGACGACACUACUGCGCAAGUCGAUAUCAACGAGUGGCCGCGGAGCAGUAACUGUGUCUGUUCCGCUCAAAGAAGAGAUAAAGAACCCACUGACAUAUUACCAUAAUGCCGUGACAAUUCAAGCCAAUUUUACUGAAGCGGCUACCGGCUUGAAAAGAAACGCCACGCCGGCUGUUAUCACCGUAGAAACGGGGCCGCAUCGCAUUAAGUUUACGUCCGACACCGCAACGUUUAGGCCCGGAUAUCCGUAUCAACUGAAGGCUUCCAUCAGCGAUUGUAACGGACGCCUACCGGUUGCAGCCGGCCGAACAGCACAGAUUAUUGUAACGUCCGCUAACGUCUCGGCUGGUCAGGGGCAGAUUGUUUCGCCCACCGGCGAUGUGGCCUGCGUGGGGCAACCACCUCCGCGUCCCUACGAUUUUGAGUAUCAUCCAAGCUCCUCGCGUUGGAGCCAGUAUGGAGCUGUGUUUGGUCGCCAGCGUGCAAGGUUCCCUUACGACGGUUUUGGGAUUAAUGGAGGAGGCUUUCAGAGCGGUGCGAAAGGAGAUGGCCGAAAGAAGCGCUCGGUGGGCCCGUUCGUGGAAUACAGUAAAGACAGCUGUCACAACCUCCCAUUUACAACGUCGGCACAGGUCGCGGCUGAUGGGACGCUAAGUGUUACUAUACCGACACUGAGGACUGCUGAUGCUAUGAACAUUCUGGUUUCUUACGAUUCCCAGCCGGCGCGAAAUCUGAUGGUCUACGCGAAGCAGUCCGCCAGCGGGAGCUUCUUGGAAAUUAGUGCGGUUUCUGACGAUCUUUACGCCGGUGAUGUGGCAGGCUUUACUAUUGACACAACGACGCGGCUGAACGAAACCAUUCACAUAGUGGUAAUGUCUAGCUCGAAUUCGAGUUUCCUGUGGAGUGAUUCGAUAUCCACGCCUGGUCAGCGGCUUACUGUCUCGGUGCCGUUGACGGAUUCGAUCGGUCCAACGGGUCGUCUUAUUGCGUAUUACGUCAGAGAGGACGGGGAACUCGUAGGCAAUAUCCUGCUACUGCAAAUCGUAGCUGACCCUUCAUCAAGAAACGUUGCGCUGUCCGUUACAACCAAGAACGGCUCGUCAAUCGCUCAACCAGGCGACAUGAUUCUUGUGAAAGCGAAGACUGCUCCAUGGUCUACGGUCGUUUUCUUGGCCAUGGAAGAAAGACGGCCGCUGCUCAAACCAGACAACGAUAUAACUCCUGCGAUUAUCGAAAAAACUGGAAAAGUAUCGGAUGGGAGGCCUGUGUAUCGGCUGUCAAUGGCAGAUUACCUUACAAAACCAAUUGAUUCCGGCCCAGUACAGCACUAUCUUCUGACUAACACCAAGAGUUCCUCAACCAAACCGGAAAUUGCUACGAUGGUCAGGCCGUAUAUAGAUUCAGCUGACUGUUCAUGUCCCAUGGCAGAUCAUGGUUACGGGUUUAUUUAUAACAAAGCUCACGGAUCGCCGCCCUGCCGGCGGUACUGUGCGGCUUAUUCUCCAUAUUCUUUCGAGAAAACCGAUGAUGAUGGAGAGGACGCCGCAGCAUUCUCCGAUAUCUCCACAUGGUCGCCGCCACACAUGACGCAAGAGCAGUUAACACGGAGCUUCCUGUAUGACACUGCUCUGGCAGAAACGUGAUCCUGGGACCGUAUAAGCACGUAAGUAUGCCCGACGUUGGUGUUUUGCCUUAACGCGAGGAUUCCUGCGAUUCGGUCAUUUUGCGGCAACUCGUAUGACGCUGUGUCAUGUAUUGAACUAACGGCAUAAUCUUUUAUUAUGUCCGCUCGGGACAGCAGCAAACAACCAACUAAACAUUAGACAUGGCAACAAUAACGGACAACAACAAUACCGUUGCUACGGCACAUUAGCCAUAGCCCAUAGGCCAUUAUCCAUUU
Molecule: messenger RNA, 2498 nt
Organism: Paramacrobiotus metropolitanus
Lineage: Eukaryota; Metazoa; Tardigrada; Eutardigrada; Parachela; Macrobiotidae
Exons: 9
Coding region: 481-2241 (586 amino acids)
Source: RefSeq, a predicted model, not a curated record